Fukomys damarensis (Damara mole-rat) is the source of this 1634-nucleotide messenger RNA. RefSeq names its product mitochondrial ribosomal protein S5 (gene Mrps5). Gene Ontology annotation, molecular function: structural constituent of ribosome; RNA binding. Lineage: Eukaryota; Metazoa; Chordata; Mammalia; Rodentia; Bathyergidae. The record is from RefSeq and is a predicted model, not a curated record. Gene Ontology annotation, biological process: translation. Gene Ontology annotation, cellular component: ribosome. Bases 238 to 1512 code for a protein of 424 amino acids. The transcript has 13 exons.
GCCUGUCCUACAGUCUCCCGCUCAGACCGGACUUGGCGCUUGGGUCUCGGUCUUCGGCGUCCUGCUGCGGGGUGAGACGGUCGUCUGACUCGGAGCAGUCGCGGCAGGCGGUAGGAGAGACUGCCCUACGGGGAGGCCGCGGGGGCUGCUGAAGCUCCAGCAUGGCGGCGGCCGUACGCGCUGUGCGCUACCUGUCUGCGCAGUGCGGAGGCUCGGCCGCCAUUCUAGUGAUUUGAAAUGAUAUUAAUCUGUAGCUGUAAUUUCCAUUUACCUGGUCAUUUCUGGUCCAGGCAGCUUUCCCUAAGUGCCUUUCCAACAGCUUCUGUUUUGGCAUCAAAGACUACGACUCUCAGCAGUGGCACUUUGUCACCACGGGGCGCCAGGGAUGACCGUCAUUUCACCAGCUUGCGCUUCGCGCUGCAGACACAGUGCUGUAUUUCUUCUCCCAGCAGACUGAUAGGCCAGCAGUGUAGACCCUACAGUUUCUUCACUAAAUUGACGGCAGAUGAGCUGUGGAGAGGCGCUUUAGCAGAGACCGGUGCUGGAGCAAGAAAAGGAAGAGGCAAAAGAUCUAAGAAAAAGAGAAGAAAAGAUUUGAAUAGGGGUCAGAGUAUUGGCGAAGGGCAUUCUGGUUUCCUGUGGCCUGGCCUGAAUGCCCCUCUCAUGAAAAAUGGGGCCAUGCAAACCAUUGCCCAGAGGAGCAAGGAGGAGCAGAAGAAGGUGGAGGCUGACAUGCUCCAGCAGCGAGAAGAGUGGGACCGGAAGAGGAAGAUUAAAGUGAAGCGGGAACGCGGGUGGAGCGGCAACACGUGGGGUGGCGUCAGCCUUGGGCCCCCUGACCCCGGGCCCAAUGGAGAAACGUAUGAGGAUUUCGAUACCAGAAUACUAGAGGUGAGAAAUGUUUUCAAUAUGACAGCAAAAGAGGGAAGGAAGAAAUCAAUCCGUGUCCUGGUCGCUGUGGGGAAUGGGAAAGGAGCUGCAGGUUUUGCCAUUGGGAAAGCCACUGAACGGGUAGACGCUUUCAGGAAAGCAAAGAACAGAGCAAUUCACUACUUGCAUUACAUAGAACGAUACGAAGACCAUACAAUAUUCCAUGACAUUUCAUUAAGAUUUAAAAGGACACAUAUCAGGAUGAAGAGACAACCCAGAGGUUACGGCCUCCACUGUCACCGGGCCAUCAUCACCAUCUGCCGGCUCAUUGGCAUCAAGGACAUGUACGCCAAGGUCUCCGGGUCCAUCAACAUGGUCAACCUCACCCGUGGCCUCUUCCAGGGCCUCUCCCGCCAGGAAACCCAUCAACGCUUGGCUGAUAAGAAGGGGCUCCACGUGGUAGAAUUCCGGGAGGAAUGUGGUCCUCUGCCCAUCGUGGUUGCCUCCCCCCAGGGGGCCUUGAGGAAGGAGCCGGAGCCAGAAGAUGAGGUUUCAGACGUCAAACUGGACUGGGAGGAGGUGAAGGCCAUGCAGGGCAUGACGCGCUCGGUGUGGUUAGGUCUGAAGCGAGCCGCCACCUGACCUUCCUCAGGCCCCGUGCCAUCACACCCCUCACGCCCUGGGGUGCUGCCUUCUUUCUUGCAGGAAAGUCAAACCUUUAUGUCUUUAUUUGCAAAUAAAUAAUCUUUGCUUUAAUUUAUUAA